Monoraphidium neglectum is the source of this 420-nucleotide messenger RNA. RefSeq lists its product as hypothetical. NCBI's taxonomy places the organism in Eukaryota, Viridiplantae, Chlorophyta, Chlorophyceae, Sphaeropleales, Selenastraceae. The record is from RefSeq and is a predicted model, not a curated record. The coding region runs from base 1 to 420 and encodes 139 amino acids. The transcript is spliced from 3 exons.
AUGCGGGGUGUAAACGCGGUUGCCACGCGCACGGCUAGGCCUAGCGGCGUGCACGUAGGCAUCGCACGUUUGUCAGUCGCUCACAGGACGUUCCUGGGCUGUGCGGCGCAGGGCGCGCCGCCUGCCCCCGACGCGUCCAAGCAGCCGGCGCGGCCCACGCCCCCGCAGCACGCUCCCCUGCCCAAGGCCGGUCUGCCGGUGCGGCAGGCGCGGGCAGAGUCGCCUGCGCGCGACACGCGGCGCGACGUGUUGAUCCCAAUCAGCGGCCCGCCAUCCGACGCGCCGCCCGAGCUGCGGCGCAUGCAGCACCCGGCGGACGCCGCAGACGUCGCGCCGACGUCAAUCGUGGAGGUCGCCACGCCGCAGCAGCUUGCCAUCGGCAAGCGCGAGGCGCGGGAGCAGGCCGUCGCCCUGGCGUGA